GUGGGGAGGGAGGAUGACGACCUGCUGCCGAGGCUCUGCUGUCUGUUGGAGUCCGGUCCUGCCCCGGGCUCUCUUGGGCUCAAGGGAAUCCCCUUCGGUGGAGUCGUGACAGAGGAGAAGGGCCCACGGGCAGCCCUGCGCCCCCCAGGCAGCGGUGAGCGGCGGCCGCUUCCAGCUAACUGCCGGCUUCAGGAAGAAGAGAGCUUCAAGUGUUCCUCAGAAGCUGGAGUUGCAGCCUGAUUUCUUUCUUGCCUUUUUAUUUUUUAUUUUUUUUUGAACGCGUGUCUCUUGGGGGAACGCUUUAGGAAUGGUCAUUUUUAGCAGUGAAAUCUGCUGCGCAAAGGAGGAUUAUAACAAAUCUCUAUGAAUGAUAGACUCGAUUGCUAAACCUUGCCUUGACCAACCUUCUGACCCUCGGAGAGAUCUCUCAGGGUGUGCGUGGGAAGCGAAAAAAAAAAACCCUCCCAUUUGAAAAUAAACUUGAAAACAAGACUAAUUUUUUUUUUUCCUGGACAGCCUAACUGCUUUAUAAUUACUUUUCCUCCUUCCAACUCCCCCCCUUUUUUUUUUUGUCUUGUUUUGUGAUAAGUUGUUUUUAAAAGAGUUGGUCUACAUGGUUGUUUUGUAACUGGAGAAGGAAGGAACCCUCUCCGGCAGUUCCGAUGUGACAGUUUUGGUUUCUGAAGAGAUAACUGGUGUUUGCAUGAUACACCUAUUGCUAGGCUUUGUAGUGGACUUUUCAUGCUUUUGUUUGCUUUUUUAUUAACUGGGGCUGGUGGAGAGGGUUAUCUUGGUCAGAAGAAUAUUUGCACAUUUAUCUCUUGUAUAUAUUUUUAGUGGGGUUCUCCCCACAUUUUACUCUCUCUUGAUGACUCCUGGAGGUGGUAGUGGGCCCAUGAAAGACUGUGAAUAUAGUCAGAUCAGCACACACAGCUCUUCGUCUCCCAUGGAGUCUCCCCAUAAGAAAAAGAAACCAGUACCCAAGAGAAAAUGGGAGGUUUUUCCUGGAAGAAACAAGUUUUUCUGCAAUGGGAGGAUCAUGAUGGCUCGACAGACUGGAGUCUUCUACCUGACUCUUGUUCUCAUCUUGGUCACCAGUGGACUCUUCUUUGCAUUUGAUUGUCCAUAUUUGUCAGAGAAGAUUACACCUGCUAUACCUGCAAUUGGUGGGAUUCUUUUCUUUUUCGUGAUGGGGACCCUGCUGCGUACUAGUUUCAGUGAUCCUGGUGUCCUCCCACGCGCAACACCAGAUGAAGCAGCAGAUCUAGAGAGACAAAUAGGUAACACUGAAGAUAUUGCAAAUGGCUCCAGUUCAGGAGGAUACCGCCCCCCUCCCAGAACAAAAGAAGUGAUCAUCAAUGGACAGACAGUGAAACUAAAAUACUGUUUUACUUGCAAGAUUUUCCGCCCACCUCGUGCCUCACAUUGCAGCCUUUGUGAUAACUGCGUAGAACGGUUUGAUCACCACUGUCCCUGGGUAGGCAACUGUGUGGGGAAAAGAAACUACAGAUUUUUUUAUAUGUUUAUUUUAUCUCUGUCCUUUCUGACAGUCUUUAUAUUUGCAUUCGUUAUCACCCACGUCAUCCUUCGUUCUCAACAAACAGGGUUCCUCAAUGCCCUGAAGGACAGUCCUGCAAGUGUGCUAGAAGCUGUGGUGUGUUUUUUCUCAGUGUGGUCCAUUGUUGGCCUCUCAGGUUUUCACACAUAUUUGAUCAGCUCCAAUCAAACAACAAAUGAAGAUAUUAAAGGAUCAUGGUCAAAUAAAAGGGGUAAAGAGAAUUAUAAUCCAUACAGUUACGGCAACAUCUUUACGAAUUGCUGUGCUGCGCUCUGUGGGCCACUCUCUCCAAGCUUAAUUGACAGAAGAGGAUUUAUACAGCCAGAUACACCGCAAUUAGCAGGACCAUCAAAUGGCAUUACUAUGUAUGGGGCCACACAGUCUCAGAGCAACAUGUGUGACCAAGAUCAGUGCAUUCAGAGCACUAAAUUCGUUUUGCAGGCCGCUGCCACCCCCUUACUACAGAGUGAGCCAAGCAUAACUAGCGAAGAGCUACCUUUACCAGGAAAGACUAUCAGUGGGCCUUGUGCAACUCUAACUCUAGGGCAACCAACACCACCAUCUUCUAUGCCAAAUCUCACAUCAGAUACAGGUUUGACAGACAUGAUACCAUUAAAAGAGGAACACGAAGGUCAUCAGUUUCUCACUCCCGAAGAAGCUCCAUCACCACCUGGGAUGCUGCCAAGUGGAAGUCCUAUUACACACAGCCAUACAAUGCACGUCCUGAGUCUAGCCAGCCAGGAUUCAUUGCAUGAAGACUCAGUACGUGGUCUCGUGAAGCUUAGCUCAGUUUGAACAGCUUUUUGAACCUCACACCGUUUCUUGGUGUCUAUACAAAUCUCUGCUUACCAGGAAUGACACUGCAGUGCCACUCUAAGACUUCAUAACAUGCCUAGAACGGAAACUUUCUCGUGUGAUGGAGUCUACUGAAAAGACAAGCUGUUUUUUCCAAUGGAGCUAUGGCAUCUUUCUCUUUUUUUUUUGGCCAGGUUCAUUAAUGGUUAUGCUUUGAUGGUGACUGCAUUCUAUUUUUAACCAAAACCAGAAACUGUCAAUAAUCCUGUUUCCUGAAGCUUGGCUACAGCAAGUUGGAAGUCAGCCUGUAACAAACACCAUGUACAGUACAAAUGAGAGAGAUUCUUGGAUGUGAGUGUCAUGCUCUGUGUUCUAUGCUCUUGUAAUGCACACUUGUUAAGGCUUACCACACUUGUGGCCAGGAUGAUCUGCACUUACAUGUUAUGCUACUAAUAUUUGAGAUAGGAAAUGACCAUUCCAUUUGUUAAUACAAACCAGAAACUGCAGAUAUGGAUUUGCAUGCCACGCUACAGUAUGUGUUACAGUGGUGUUGGUAUUGAGAGAAAGUGCUGCUUUUUUUUAUUUGUGACUUUCAAAGUGCUGUUUCAUUUAAAGACAGUGCAACAAAAUAAUGGACUAUAUUAUUUUUUCAAUUUAUUAAAGUUUAUUUUAACUUAAUCAGUGGUGCCUAGAAGGUGGAGAGUUAUUGAUUGGAUCAUGUUGCAUAUCAUUUAACCUUCUGUUUAAUUGUUUCGAGUGAGGUAUUGUGUCGUGCCAUACCACGAGAUUCUUCCACUCCCUAAUGUGAUGCAGUUACCUGUGGACCUCCAAUAAAAUGACAUCCUCUA
This is a messenger RNA of Pogoniulus pusillus (Red-fronted tinkerbird), 3201 nucleotides long. RefSeq names its product zinc finger DHHC-type palmitoyltransferase 14 (gene ZDHHC14). Gene Ontology annotation, biological process: protein targeting to membrane; peptidyl-L-cysteine S-palmitoylation. The record is from RefSeq and is a predicted model, not a curated record. Gene Ontology annotation, molecular function: protein-cysteine S-palmitoyltransferase activity. The transcript has 9 exons. The coding region runs from base 869 to 2353 and encodes 494 amino acids. Gene Ontology annotation, cellular component: endoplasmic reticulum; Golgi apparatus. NCBI's taxonomy places the organism in Eukaryota, Metazoa, Chordata, Aves, Piciformes, Lybiidae.